CUCCUGGCAGGAAGCUGCGCUACGGGAAGAGGGAGGAGACUGCGGCGGCGGCUGUGUCUGGUGGGAGCCAGAUGUGGCAGUGCUGCUGCCGCCAACAGUGAGACUGAGAACCCAUGAGCCGAGUGCUGGGGACACCGUCUCCAUCUCCGCCUUCCUCAAAGCGCUCCAAGAUAACUUCUUGCCUACGGAUCCUCCCCUCUCAGCUCCUGCAAGCACUCACCUCAUCGUCUGCUGAUCCUCUUUUGCCGCAGGUUCACAGCGGAGGCAGCGCGGCAAGGUGUCCCAUUUGGGCACGUGAGGCCCGUGAUCCCCGGACGUGGGGAGGUGGGCACUGGACUAGAAAACGGGAGGAUUGGGUUGGUGGGUGUCCAGCAAGAAAAUUGGGCCCCUUUCCUCCUCCUGCAGGCAUGAAGACCCUUCACAAAAAGGCAGCUGCAGAUCAGGAAACCAGGGAAACUGAUGAUCACCACAUUGCAUCUGCAAAUAUGAGGAAGAAAAAGACCUGUCAAAAGAAGCAGAGGGGCAGACCUUCAUACCAGCUCCGAAGGAACAUAGUGGGCUGCAGAAUUUCACACGGAUGGAAAGAAGGCAAUGAGCCCAUCACGCAGUGGAAAGGAACCGUUCUGGAUCAGGUGCCUAUCAAUCCCUCUCUUUACCUGGUCAAAUAUGAUGGAAUUGACUGUGUCUAUGGACUGGAACUUCACAGAGAUGAAAGGAUUUUAAAGCUUAAAAUCCUUCCUGAUAAGGUGCCAUGUUCUCGAGUCACAGAUGUGCGCCUUGCAAAUACCAUAAUUGGGAAAGCGGUGGAACAUAUGUUUGAGGGUGAGCAUGGUUCCAAAGAUGAAUGGAGGGGAAUGGUCUUAGCUCAAGCACCUAUCAUGAAAGCCUGGUUUUAUAUUACCUAUGAGAAGGAUCCUGUCUUAUACAUGUACCAGCUUCUAGAUGAUUACAGAGAAGGAGACCUCCGUAUCAUGCCAGAGUCCAGUGAGUCUCCUCCAACAGAGAGGGAGCCAGAAGGAGUUAUAGAUGGCCUCAUAGGUAAACAUGUGGAAUAUACCAAAGAAGAUGGCUCCAAAAGGACAGGCAAGGUCAUUCACCAAGUGGAAGCCAAACCCUCUGUGUAUUUUAUUAAGUUUGAUGAUGAUUUCCAUAUUUAUGUCUAUGAUUUGGUGAAAAAGUCCUAACUGUUCGGGUACACUUUGCCACAUUUAUGAGAACAAAUGUAUACUUUGUAGAUAUGCAAAAUAAUGUUGCUUUUCAGUGUAUUGAAAGCUUAAGGGUCCCUGUUAAUUCAACAUCUUUGCCAGCAUAACUGUUGUUUUGUUUUGAAAAAUACAAAUGUAUGUGGACAUGA
Neofelis nebulosa (Clouded leopard) is the source of this 1354-nucleotide messenger RNA. RefSeq names its product spindlin-2. The transcript is spliced from 2 exons. NCBI's taxonomy places the organism in Eukaryota, Metazoa, Chordata, Mammalia, Carnivora, Felidae. The record is from RefSeq and is a predicted model, not a curated record. Gene Ontology annotation, biological process: gamete generation; regulation of DNA-templated transcription. Bases 114 to 1184 code for a protein of 356 amino acids. Gene Ontology annotation, cellular component: nucleoplasm; cytosol.